Tinamus guttatus (white-throated tinamou) is the source of this 1368-nucleotide messenger RNA. RefSeq names its product capping actin protein of muscle Z-line subunit alpha 1 (gene CAPZA1). Gene Ontology annotation, molecular function: actin filament binding. NCBI's taxonomy places the organism in Eukaryota, Metazoa, Chordata, Aves, Tinamiformes, Tinamidae. The record is from RefSeq and is a predicted model, not a curated record. Gene Ontology annotation, cellular component: F-actin capping protein complex; cortical cytoskeleton. Gene Ontology annotation, biological process: barbed-end actin filament capping; actin cytoskeleton organization.
CCAAAAUGGCCGACUUCGAGGAGCGGGUGUCGGACGAGGAGAAGGUGCGCAUAGCUGCAAAAUUCAUCACUCACGCACCCCCUGGAGAAUUUAAUGAAGUUUUCAAUGAUGUCAGAUUAUUGCUUAGCAAUGACAAUCUUCUCAGGGAAGGAGCCGCACAUGCGUUUGCACAGUAUAACAUGGAUCAGUUCACUCCGGUGAAGAUAGAAGGAUAUGAUGAUCAGGUCUUAAUCACAGAGCAUGGUGAUCUGGGAAAUGGCAGAUUUUUAGACCCAAGAAACAAACUUUCUUUUAAGUUUGAUCAUUUAAGGAAAGAAGCAAGUGACCCCCAGCCUGAGGACACAGAAGCAGCUUUAAAACCAUGGAGAGAUGCCUGUGACAGUGCAUUAAGAGCAUAUGUGAAAGAUCAUUACCCCAAUGGCUUCUGUACUGUUUAUGGUAAAUCUAUAGAUGGUCAGCAGACAAUUAUUGCCUGUAUUGAGAGCCACCAGUUCCAGCCCAAAAACUUUUGGAAUGGUCGCUGGAGGUCAGAGUGGAAGUUUACCAUCACACCACCCACAGCUCAGGUGGCUGCUGUGCUCAAGAUCCAGGUUCAUUAUUAUGAAGAUGGUAAUGUUCAACUGGUUAGUCAUAAAGAUAUCCAGGACUCCAUACAAGUUUCAAGUGAUGUCCAGACAGCUAAGGAAUUCAUUAAGAUAAUAGAAAAUGCAGAAAAUGAGUACCAGACAGCCAUCAGUGAGAACUACCAGACCAUGUCAGACACCACGUUCAAGGCCUUACGCCGGCAGCUGCCUGUCACCCGCACCAAGAUCGACUGGAACAAGAUCCUCAGCUACAAGAUUGGCAAAGAAAUGCAGAAUGCUUAAUGCAUAAAAUGAGAUUUAUUGGAUGUUUGUGUGCAAAAAGAACACAAAAAGAAAUGUGAUCUUAUGCCAAGUAGAUGGUUUCUAAACCAAUGCAGCAUUUUUCUAGGGCUUUCAAAGUUAACAAGUUUUCUAGCCUCAGAGAGAACUGUGGAACAAAUAGCAGUGUCUGUGGCUUGUGUUCCCUGCCAUAUAAACUUCCUUUUGUGACUGCAUUUACUGGUAGGUCAUUUUAAUUAAGCCACAUUCAUGUUUCAGAAAUACAGCUGUUUUCAGUCAUUAUAACUGGUUGGAAAACUUCCUAGCUCCAAAAGCCCUACAACAAGUCCAGCCGAGGGUGCAGAGCAUUCCCUGCACCCACAUCCAGCACUCCAGGUACUCCCGUAAGUUUGUUGAUUCUGCCAACAGCUCAAGGCACUCUGCUGCAAGACGUAAUAAAUGCAAAAGACAGUAAGUUCUCCCACGUAUCCUUACUACUGACCUCCACAAAGCAAAAAGCCUGUAG